Dromiciops gliroides (monito del monte) is the source of this 3624-nucleotide messenger RNA. RefSeq names its product RNA binding motif protein 19 (gene RBM19). Gene Ontology annotation, molecular function: RNA binding. The coding region runs from base 120 to 2957 and encodes 945 amino acids. Lineage: Eukaryota; Metazoa; Chordata; Mammalia; Microbiotheria; Microbiotheriidae. The record is from RefSeq and is a predicted model, not a curated record. The transcript has 25 exons.
ACGUGACCAUUUCGGGCGGAGCAAGAUGGCGGCGCCCAGGGAAGUAGCGUGAACGCUUUGCCGGUGGAGCCUCGUCUGGACCUGGGUUGCUUCGGUCACCGAAGCCUCAGCCUGUCGCCAUGUCGCGACUUAUCGUCAAGAACCUGCCGAGCGGGAUGAAGGAAGAGCGGUUCCGGCAGCUGUUCGCAGCCUUUGGCACCCUGACCGACUGCAGCCUCAAAUUCACCAAGGAUGGCAAGUUCCGCAAGUUCGGCUUCAUUGGUUUCAAGUCAGAAGAGGAGGCCCAGAAUGCCCUGGACCACUUCCACAGGAGCUUCAUCGACACCUCUCGGGUCACGGUGGAAUUCUGCAAGUCCUUUGGAGACCCAUCCAAGCCCCGAGCCUGGAGCAAACACUCCCAGAAGGUCACCCAGCCGGGGAAACCGGACCAAAGCCCAGUGGCCUCAGAGACUCAGAAGGAGAAAAAAAAGAAAAAGCCGAUGGGAGAAUUGGAAGAGCUGAAGAAAGAUGCUGAGUUUCAGGAAUUCCUGAUGGUUCAUCAGAAGCGAACACAGGUGGCCACGUGGGCCAACGACACUGUGGGAGUGGAACCAAAGAAAGGUCAGGCCAAGAAGGAAAAUGACUACCUGAACUUUGAUUCUGACUCGGGCCAAGAGAGCGAAGAGGAAGACGAUGAUGGAGACUCUGAAAAGGGAAGCCCUGCAGUGAAGGCAGCGGAACAGAAGGAGCUUUCCGACAUGGACUACUUGAAAUCUAAGGUGGUGAGAGCAGAGUCCGAGGAGGAGGAGGAGGAGGAGGAGAGCGAAGAUGAGGCAAUGGCUAGUGAAGAGGAAGGCGGCGGCGAGGAAGAGGAGCCGCCAAAACCCAGUACCAAAGGCUCCAGGAGCGCCAGGGAGAAGGGGACCAGCCCGGGAGCAGGGGGCAAGCGGCCCCCGGCAGCCAAGGGAGAGGUGAUGAAGCCAACUGCCCAGUCUGAGCCCACGACCGCUUACACGGUGAAGCUGCGUGGAGCGCCGUUUAACGUCACUGAGCAAAAUGUUAGAGAAUUCCUGCUGCCCCUCAAGCCUGUGGCCAUCCGCAUCGUACGAAAUGCUCAUGGGAAUAAGACAGGUUACAUCUUUGUGGAUUUCAGCAGCGAAGGGGAUGUGGAGAAGGCCUUGAAACACAACAAAGAAUACAUGGGCGGCCGCUACAUUGAGGUGUUCAGGGAGAAGGGGGCCCGUGUGACCCCAAAGCACCGGGACAGCAAGAAGGCGUGGCAGGGCCGAGAGCUCAAGGAGGACGAGGAAGAGGAGGACCUAGCCGACUCUGGGCGGCUCUUUGUGAGGAAUCUGCCCUACACCAGCACUGAAGAGGACCUGGAGAAGAUAUUUGCCAAAUACGGUCCCCUGAACGAAGUCCAUUACCCCAUAGAUGGUCUGACCAAGAAGCCCAAGGGCUUUGCUUUCAUCACGUACAUGUUCCCCGAGCACGCCGUGCAGGCCUACGCGGAGGUGGAUGGACAGGUCUUCCAGGGCCGGAUGCUCCACGUGUUACCCUCCACCAUUAAGAAGGAGACCAGCGAAAGCCCAGAUGCAGCAUCAUCUUCCUACAAGAAGAAGAAGGCAUUGAAGGACAAAGCCACUAGUUCCAGCUCUCACAACUGGAAUACACUGUUUAUGGGGACGAACGCUGUGGCCGAUGCUGUCGCACAGAAGUACAAUGCCACAAAAAGCCAAGUGUUUGAUCACGAGAUCAAAGGCAGCGUGGCUGUGCGGGUGGCGCUGGGGGAGACCGAGCUGGUCCAGGAGGUGCGUCGGUUCCUCAUUGAGAAUGGUGUGAGGCUGGACUCCUUCAGCCAGGCCGCUGCGGAGAGAAGCAAGUCUGUGAUUUUGGUGAAGAAUCUUCCCAUGGGCACGAGGGCCUCCGAGCUGCAGGAGAUCUUCAGCCGCUAUGGCAGCCUGGGCCGUGUGCUGCUGCCUGAGGGAGGCAUCACGGCCAUCGUGGAGUACCUGGAGCCUCUGGAAGCCCGGAGAGGCUUCACCAGCCUGGCCUAUUCCAAGUUCCAUGAUGUCCCCUUGUAUCUGGAAUGGGCACCGAUGGGCAUCUUCUCCAGUCAGCCUCCUGAGAAGAAAGAACAAGCGGAUAAAGAGGCUGCCCAGACCACAGCUGGGCUGGAUGAAGAAGCUACAGAAGCCACACCUGAGAAAAGAGCAGCAGCAGAGGAAGAAAAACCAGAUGCCCUUGGCAAGGAGGAGGAGGACGAUGAAGAUGAAGAAGACGAGAGUCUUCCUGGGUGCACGUUGUUCAUUAAGAACCUCAACUUCUCCACCACAGAGGAGACACUGAGAGAAGUUUUCUCCAAAGUUGGAACGGUGAAGAGCUGUACUGUUUCCAAGAAAAAGAACAAAACAGGUGCUUUGCUGUCCAUGGGCUUUGGCUUUGUGGAGUACAAGAAGCCAGAGCAGGCCCAGAAAGCCCUCAGACAGCUCCAGGGCUGCCUGGUGGACGACCACAAGCUGGAGGUGAAGAUUUCCGAGAGGGCCGUCAAGCCUGUUGUGACCUCAGCUCGGCAGAAACAGACGGCCCGUAAGCAGAAGACGUCUAAGAUCUUAGUCCGGAACAUCCCAUUCCAGGCCAACGUGCGGGAAAUCCGAGAGCUGUUCAGCACCUUCGGGGAGCUGAAGACAGUCCGUUUGCCAAAGAAGAUGACGGGGACGGGCCCCCACCGAGGGUUUGGCUUUGUGGAUUUCCUGACCAAACAAGACGCCAAGAGAGCGUUCAAUGCCCUAUGCCACAGCACCCAUUUGUACGGCAGAAGACUGGUCCUUGAGUGGGCAGACACAGAAGAGACGGUCCAGGCCCUGAGGCGGAAGACAGCUCAGCAUUUUCAUGAUUCCCCAAAGAAAAGGCGGUCUGUGGUGUUGGACGAGAUCCUGGAGCAGCUGGAGGGGGACAAGAGCGAGGACAGCGAGUAGCAGAUACUUCAGCUGCUCUCUGGCAGAGAGAGGUACACAGCUGGUCCUUCUCAGCAAGGCUCUGGAGAGAGCUGGUUCCUUCCUGUCUUCUAGCCCUGGUUUGUUUGAAAUGGAGAGGAAGACACACUCACCUGUUACCAUCCAGAUUCACCCCAUUAUGGCCUCCAACGAUGCAGACACAGCUGUGGAAGACCAAAUUUUCUCAACCCAAUCGCUGCACAUCCUCCCCACCCCAACCCUCACAUUUGGAACCAAUUCUGUGGAGAGGAAUUUACUCCUGGCACAAAAAGUCUUCUAGCAAGAAGAGCAAGAUGGAGUCUUGAAAUUCACAUCUUGAAGGAUGGUCCUUUAAGUCAGGGCAUGAAAGAACAACAGGUCUCAAGCCCUGAAGGAUUCUCUCUCCUAUUAAAAAAUAAACAAAUUGAGUAUAGUGGACAGAGUGCUGGAUUUGGAGUCAGGAAGACCUGGAUCCAAAUUCCUCCCCUGACAUUAGCUUUGUGACCCUUAGCAAGCCACUGGAAAUCAGUUUCCUUAUCUGUAAGAUGGGGAAAACUAGAAACAUUACCCAUCUCACAGGGUUGUUAUGGAGAGCAAACAGGAGAGUAUGUGUAAAGAUUUUUGUAAAUCUUUUAAAAUGCUAACUAAAUGUCUAUUUUUAUUAUUAUUA